AAAUAAAACGGAACAGAAAUAUAAGUGAAAACUUAGGAGCUGAGGAACAGUGUUGUCAUUUUCUUGUCAAUCAUUGGGAUAAGAAAACACGGCAGUCAGCCAUGGCUGUUUCGUGGGUACCGCUCCACUGAAAAAUAUGCACUCUCCUUCCACUUCCACCUAUCACUGCUCCUCCCAUUUUCGCUAGCUUCAACAAAUUCAAUGCUUCCCAAACAUUAAUUCCCUUCAACAUCUGCGUUUCGAGCUUCAAUUUCGAGGUCAAUUUUUCCGGCAGAGGAGGAGUUGAUGGAGGGGAAUUCCGGCGGCGGAGGAAACGACGUGGAGCUUCUGUCGAAGACGCUGCAGGUGGAACACAAACUCUUCUAUUUUGAUCUCAAGGAGAAUCCUCGCGGGCGGUACCUCAAGAUCUCGGAGAAAACCUCCUCCACGCGCUCCACCAUCAUCGUCCCCUCCGCCGGCAUCUCCUGGUUUCUCGAUCUCUUCAAUUACUACGUCAAUUCCGACCACGACGACCAGGAAGUCUAUAGCAAAGAACUCCAGCUCGACUCCAAGGUCUUUUAUUUCGAUAUUGGUGAGAAUAGGAGGGGCCGUUUUCUCAAGGUAUCUGAAGCUUCAGUUAAUAGAAAUCGCAGUACUAUUAUUGUCCCGGCAGGAAGUGCUCGAGAUGAGGGAUGGGCAACAUUUAGGAAUAUUUUGGCAGAAAUAAAUGAAACCUUGAGCCUUUAUAUCGUGCCCAAUCAGCAAGCUUCUGAAACUUCAGAACAUCUAGGACUUUCGGAUGAUGUAGGGGCUGGUUUCAUAUCCAGCCACACCUCUCAGCCUGCUCCAAAAGCUAACUUGAAUAUAGACCACUCCGUUGAUUUGGCAGGACCCGAAGAAAUUAAUAACUUAGCGGUCUCUAAGGUAAUCAGAGUUGACCAGAAGAGAUUCUUCUUUGAUCUUGGAAGCAACAGCAGAGGCCACUUCCUGAGAAUAUCUGAGGUGGCGGGUUCUGAUCGCUCUUCCAUCAUUCUCCCAUUGUCAGGGCUACAGCAGGUUCACGAAAUGGUGGGUCACUUUGUUGAGAUCACGAAAGAUAGGAUCGAAGGGAUGAGGGGCGCAAAUGUUAGGACAGUGGAUCCUCCUCAUAGAUGAAUGCUGAUAUUAGUGCUUAGACUCCAGAUGGAAACUGGUACUUCCCUACUCAUACGAGACUGAUAGAUGUUAAUUGUCUGGCUUUUCAUUGUUGAUUUGAAUUGAAUUGAAGUUAAAUAAAGCGGGUUAUCUAUCUGUAUGGUGUAGCUUAGUAUACAAAGUAUUCGAUUGUCAAGUGUGAAUGUGAAGUGAGAGGCAAUAAGAAAUACAGUAGUAAGUCUGUAAUUCCUGGUGUUAAAUGUGCUAUGUUAACUCUGCUGUCUAUUGCUUUAUAUUUUACCUUUUCUUUAUU
Molecule: messenger RNA, 1426 nt
Organism: Ipomoea nil (Japanese morning glory)
Lineage: Eukaryota; Viridiplantae; Streptophyta; Magnoliopsida; Solanales; Convolvulaceae
Product: transcription factor Pur-alpha 1-like
Exons: 5
Coding region: 286-1134 (282 amino acids)
Biological process (GO): regulation of transcription by RNA polymerase II
Cellular component (GO): nucleus
Molecular function (GO): purine-rich negative regulatory element binding; DNA-binding transcription factor activity, RNA polymerase II-specific; RNA polymerase II transcription regulatory region sequence-specific DNA binding
Source: RefSeq, a predicted model, not a curated record